This is a messenger RNA of Papilio machaon (common yellow swallowtail), 1179 nucleotides long. RefSeq names its product odorant receptor 10a-like. Gene Ontology annotation, molecular function: odorant binding; olfactory receptor activity. The transcript has 5 exons. The coding region runs from base 1 to 1179 and encodes 392 amino acids. Gene Ontology annotation, cellular component: plasma membrane. Gene Ontology annotation, biological process: sensory perception of smell; detection of chemical stimulus involved in sensory perception of smell. The record is from RefSeq and is a predicted model, not a curated record. Lineage: Eukaryota; Metazoa; Arthropoda; Insecta; Lepidoptera; Papilionidae.
AUGUUAAAAUUUGAAAAUCAAUUUAAGACAUCAACUUGGGCUUUACGUUUCAAUGGAGCCCAUCCCUUUUUACAGCGCGAUAAAAAAUGGAUUGCAAAAUUUAUUUUACUUGUCAUUUUUACUACAGUGUUUUUUGUAUUUCUUGUCAAUUCAAUUGUUUUUCAUGAUAUUCCAGAUGGGAAAUAUACGGAAGCCAUCAAAAACGGCAGCCUAGCUACCGUGUACUUGACUCUUUACUUUAAAAACUAUGUCCUGCUACGUUUUGCAAAUUCAAUGAGAAAAUAUAUUGAAAUUAUCAAUGAAGAUUAUGCCGCAGUUGAACAUUACACACAAGAUGAGAAGCAAAUAAUUCAGCUGUAUUCAAAAAAGGGAACCAACGUUUGUUUUUAUUGGUUCGUUGCAGCAUAUACUACCGGUGCUAUGUUUCCUUUAAAAGCUUUAUUUUUUAUGAUCUGUUCAUUUUUUCGCGGUGAAUUUAAACUAGUUCCAAUAUUCGAUAUGACUUACCCGGCCUUGAUUGAAACUCGUAAAGAAAUCAUUUAUGUAUAUCUAAUUUUAUUUUUAUAUUGCCUAAUUUUCGAUAUGUAUGCAACAUCUGUGUACGUGGGAUUUGAUCCUAUGGCUUCUAUAUUUCUAUUGCACGUUUGUGGUCAAAUUGAAAUAAUGAGUUUGCGAAUGAAGAACGUAAUGACGGAUGUUACAGAUCAUAAUGAGAUCUGUAGAAAAUUAAGAGAUAUCAACAAAAGACUGCAAGCAAUUUACAUUUUCCAUAAUUCAGUUCAAUCGAACUUUUUGGAAUUAUUUGAAUUCAAUAUGAAAACUACAAUGUUUUUAUUACCAUUCUCAGCUUUUCAAAUCGUUCAAUCACUGAAGAAUUUGGAACUUAAUAUAGAAUUCACAUGUUUCUUUGGGUCAUACAUAAUUCACUUUUUAAUCCCAUGCUACUAUAGCAACCUACUGAUGGAUAAGAGUUACGAAUUGAGAGAAGCAAUUUACUCGUGCGGUUGGGAGAACCAGCCGAAUAUUCAAAUAAGGAAGACCGUGUUGUUUAUGUUGUCAAGAUGUGUCAUACCGCUCAGCAUGAGAACUAUAUUCCACCCAGUUAACCUCGCAACAUUUGCCGAGGUGUGUCGUCAAGCUUAUACCAUAUUCAAUAUUAUGAAUGCUGCAUGGUCAUAA